This is a messenger RNA of Tetrahymena thermophila SB210, 1071 nucleotides long. RefSeq lists its product as hypothetical. Gene Ontology annotation, cellular component: nucleus; cytosol; perinuclear region of cytoplasm. The record is from RefSeq and is a predicted model, not a curated record. Gene Ontology annotation, molecular function: small GTPase binding; GTPase activator activity. The transcript is spliced from 13 exons. Gene Ontology annotation, biological process: nucleocytoplasmic transport; activation of GTPase activity. NCBI's taxonomy places the organism in Eukaryota, Ciliophora, Oligohymenophorea, Hymenostomatida, Tetrahymenidae.
AUGGGCUCAUGUAUUACUUAAAAAAAAAAUAUUUCUACUAUCAAAAUAAUUAACAUAUAAAAGGAUAUCCAAAAUACUGAUUAAAAUGAUUAAUAGGUGUUAAUCUAGAAUACCUUACCAGAAAAACCUCAGGAAAAUUAAUAGGUUUAAAAAGAAAAAAAUGAGGGAGAAAUUGAUAAAAAUUUCAAAUUGUCUCUUUUAAAUAAUCAGAUUUUGAAUUAAAAAAAAGAAAAUACACUUAAUUUAAAUUUACGUAAAAGUGACAUAAAUAUAGAAAAAGCUACUGCUAUACAGAUUCAAUUAAAAGAAUGCUAAAAUUUGGCACAUUUUACUUUGGAUUUAAGUGAAAGUAAAAUUUCAAAUACGUCUUUAUUUUGGAUUGGUGUUGGGCUAAGUUCAUGUACUAAUCUUAUAUAAUUAGAACUGAUUUUAAAUUAAAAUAAUAUUACUUGCUUUGAAGUUAAAUAAUUACUCUAAGGUGCCAUAAUAUGCGAACAAGUUAAUAUUUUAAAGAUUCAUUUAGAAUAAAAUAGUAAUUUUUUAUUUUCGGCAGAUAUAUAAGAUGGAUUUAUUAGUUUAGGAAAGUUUCGAAAUCUUUAGAAAUUAGAUUUAAACCUAAGGAAAUGUUAGAUAGGAGACAAAGGAAUCAAAAUUAUUGGAGAUGAAUUAAAAAGUUGCAUUAAUAUUACCAAUUUAAUCCUUAAUUUAUCAUGCUAAAAUAGAAUAACAGAUAAAGGUUUAAUCGAAUUAUGCAAUGGGCUUAGUAAAAAUCUUAAAUCUUUAACUCUUGAUUUUUCAGAUUAGAAUUAUAUUGGAGAUAAUGGCCUAUGUGCACUUGGGUACACUAUAGAAAAUUGCUUUAAUCUCUAAAUUUUUAUUAUAAAUUUAAGUCAAAAUUGGAUAUUUUACAGAGGAGCUUUUGGUUUAUUUACAAAGUUAAGAAAUCAUUCUCGUUUAACAACUUUAGAAAUAAAUUUAGAAUAAAACUAUGUUAGAAGUAAGGGUUAAAAGUAUGUUAAAGUUUAGUCACUUAAAAUGAUUAGGCUAGUGAAUAAAAAUAUAAAAUAUUGA